AUGGGACCGUCCAUCAAAAGUUCAAAGCUUAAUUCCAAUACGUCUGAUCUAGAGGUUCCAUUCGAAUGUGAACUUCGUCAGCUGAGUAAUUCAGGAUGUGACAGACUUUUAGCCUAUCACAAUACGGAUGCAUUCAGCGUUUUUUUGAAACCCAAUCGCGUUUGUGACCCGAGUGGACGGCGAACAAAGGAACUGAUCUUCAGAAGGACCAUAGAAUUUUGCGGCCCAUCACCACGGGUGAAAAUCAGUAGUCUGACGUCUAUCUUCGAAAUCACCCCGAACAUCUGCGACUGUGUGCUUCAGAGCCGUACAAUUUUUCCAUGUGAACCUUUUCUCACGCCUCCAACACAAAGACCGAGAGUUACUUUUGCACUCCAAGAUGAACCGAAAUGGAACUGGACUAGCAAGAAAAACACGAUUGCCAAUAUCAAACCAGCUAAAAAAUCCCUAUUUUGUGAAUGCGAAACGUCUGCAACUGUAAAUCCGGAUGCACGGCAUCGCGUGUCCGCGGGAGGUGCCCCCCAUCCAGAACAGUCUACAGAACCAGCGGUGGAACUUUCAGAAGUGGCUAUUGCAGAAAAUCUACACACUACCCCACCGGAGACAGAAUUUAUCUCCAGCCACUGUAGAGCUAAGAUAAACGAACACAACAAAGAGAUGAUGGAAGGAGACUGCUGUUGUAACGUGCAUCGACAAAGUGAGGUACCCAAACUAACCUGUCUCAUGCAUGAGAUGUGGCACCUCUUUUACCCUUUCAAGGAUACAAUGUGCCCAUGGAAUAACCCACCUGUUCGUCACUGUGAUUACCCUGAGUCUCUGUGGAUCAACACCAAUGGAGAAAUCUCAGUGGAUUUCAAAGCUGAACAGAAACACGCUGUUCGUGAUGGGCAUGGAUGUAAUCACUAUGCGGCACAGAAAGAGGCGAGAAACUACGUACUAGGGGAUUAUGGGCCUCACAUCGAUGUAAAGUAUGUGCAGAGGCACAUAGAAGAAGAGCAAGCGUCUGACCUGUUUGAUGGCAACGCCGGGUUGCGUUUCACCCCCUAUACUCUACAGGGUGAGAACUGCAAGAUCGCCACAAGCAAAAUUAGCCACCAUAGUUGCGCUCCCAUCGAUGUUGGCCAAGGAUCAAUGCCGGGUUGCGUUUCACCCCCUCUACUCUACAGGGUGACAACUGCAAGACCGCCACAAGCAAAAUUAGCCACCACAGUUGCGCUCCCAUCGAUGUUGGCCAAGGACGAAUGGACUAGACAGAGACGAACAUCCGUUGGACGGGAACACAUACCCCCGUCUUCUUGUCAAUUUAAAGGAAGGGUAGAGGUCGUGUCUUCCACAACAAAUACACUAAUCACCCCAAUUCCCCAGGGAGAACCGAAUAGCUCUGGUUCAACAAACACUUGUUUUUCGACCCACGAAUCGACUGUCAGUUCCUCGCCGAAACCCGUCUUCUCACCACAGUCAUCAUUAUCAUCACCAGUUACACUAACACGGCUACGGCCAGACCUCGACCACCCUCACAACAAACUGGACUACACCUCUCUACCUACGAAUAUUCCAUCAUUGGAAUCGGCCACAGACUCUUCUUGUGACGUUAUGCGAAUUGGCUCAUGUAUACCACCCAAAUCGAUGACUUACCCUAAACGGAUUUUAGAAGAUAAAUCAUCUCCUUCGCCCCAUAAAAAUACGAUAUUGAAGCCUACAUGUGCUUUUAGUUCCAAGGUGACUGCAAUGCCUGGCGCGCCCACAUUACCAGAAGAGGUUGGGAACACUUUCAAGGCAGUGUUAGAUUACACGUAUUCUGACCAGUCAGUGUCGACGGUCGCAGAAAAUGAGUCGGGUAUACCUUAUUCCGACUAUAAUGAUCGUUUAAGUGACAAGAGCCCAGUGCACACAAAAGUCACCGAACACAGGCCCCAGUAUGUUGCCGGUAGUUCCAAUGAUCUCUUGGAUUCAAAGCCGUUUCCUGAUCCUAGCACCACACCUGCGGACACGGUUGGCUCAAGAAUCCGACUCAGUCAACGACGGAAGUAUUCAGGAUUACCGCCAAGUAGUGCACUGUUGCCUUCAGGGUCACAAGUGAGAACCAGUUUAAGGACAACACUUACACCGAGGACUUCAUUGUCCGCGGUGCGCAAAAGCUUCCGUGCUUCGCAACCGAUAGUGGACUCGGGAAACUCAGUAGACAUUCAACAGAGCUCGAUAAAGAACGUGGACCCAUCUCGCAAGGUCACUUCGGAUGGAACGACUUUGCAGAUGCAUGCAUUCAGCACACUUUCACCAGAAGAACUGCCAUUUUUUGCAGAUUCCAGACCCUUAAGCUUGAUAAACAAUUUUGGAAGUACAAUCCAACAAGUAGACUCCAAGUGCUUGAAGGAUUUCAGCAGGCUGUCGGAUCAAGUCACCACUAAACUUCCUAAUAUGGACUUCAGUUUGCAGCCAAAUUCGUACUCAACCGCAUUACCAGAUGGAAAUACAAAGUUCCAGUUUGUUGACCCGCCCGGUGCCGCAGAAAACGACGUAUCUGUAGAAAGAAGCUUCGACAUUACUAGGCCGCUUUCUAACGCAGAAAUUGAAAACCAGACUAGCUAUCCUCCCUCAUCUGAUUCGUUGUUCAUCCCAUCCGAGCGGAAUAAUCCGGUUUUUCGGUGCUCGUACAGAAAACCAAGCGAAGACGUUUUUACAUCAGUGUUUGACGGAACAUUGGGACAAGCACCUCUAGGUAAACAGUCUGAAGAAAUUUAUGACAAUGGAAACUUGCACUUCAGAGAGGAGUACUCAGUUCUCGUGGGACAAGGUGGUUCAUCUUCAACUGGGGGGAUUGCGAUUGAUCUCGAGACAACUGAUUCCAUUGUGAGCAAUGUCGAUCAAGCAAACGGUGGCACAAAACGAAUGUCGGAAUCGCUUAUCCCACCAGUGGACAGUAAUGAAGAUACAGCAAACUUGCCGUCGAUCAGUACAUCCCACAUUUCUCCGCCAACUGAUCUGGCCCAAUACAAGACGGACCUAACUCCUGCAUUGCACAUUAUUGAAGCUGUCAUCACGAAGCAACGAUCCAGAUCUGAAAGCCCUCAGAUUAUUGAAACGUCGGCUGAUAUCACUGCCACACUCACAACCCCUCAACUUUCUGCAGAACAUAGAAGCCCUUCUGUCCACGAUCUUGUUACUCCAGAACUAACAGUGACUGCAUCUGACCUAACAAACGCGAACUUAGCUAAAAUACAGCCUGCUCAGUCUGGAGGAACAGGUGUCAAAAAGGAAGGCGCUGAGGUACACUUAGAGCAAGAGCAACCCAAAAGUCAUUCCAGCGAAAAAACACAUAAUGGAACGAGAGUACUACACAUCCAUCUGCCUACAGAAAUGCACCGAAUGCCGUCCAAAGGGCACCUCCAACAGGCGUUUCAGAUAGCAAGUCCGACAGGGCUUUCUAGUGCAAAGCCAACGCAGCCGGCGCAGUCAAAUGCAACGGACCAGCACGCUGUGUUGAGCUAUGACGUUUUAGACAAUGGCACUAUUUCUGUUUGUCUUCCUCAGGGAUCCCGUGACAAACCCCGUAGUCGUCCUGGGUCGAAAUCAUUAGCAUCUACUUUUCGACCUCAAGUGGUUCUCAAUAUCCUAUCCUCAGCAAAAGUAAACCGAUGCGCACACUGUCAGAACGAAAAGGCUUGGGACAAAUGCACCAGUGUUUUUCUGGCAGAAAAUGACUGCACCGCCUGUCGGUCUUUCAGUCAGGCCAAUACGAAGCAAUCAACUUCAGGCGUUGAUCAAAACUGUCCAAUUCAUGCUAGUGAAUGUAAAAUUACAAAGCCGUGUCGAUCGGUUUGUAGAAAGACAUUGGCAAAUCGAGUCCAUUCCCCAGCACAAAAGACCAGUGGACGAGUCGGAUCAUCCCGAAAACCGCAAAAACCAUCCGUUCGUCUGGUCAUGACUCCGGCGCAGUAUCAACAUAUGGUUGAAGUUCAUCAUCUGCACAAAAGCCAGAAGACUGGCAGCUUUAACGGCGAGUGCCCAGGUUCCGGCUCACAUAACGUACUGGUCCACAAAGCCAAGUCAGCUGUCACAGAAGCAGGAGAGCUCGCAGAAAAGCCGAUGUCAAAAGCAAUAGAACGACCUACAUCCGUCGCACUAUCCUGUGGAACUACACGGUCCUGCUCCUUGACUCGUCAUGUUGAUUUCACUCGAAAGAAGUCCAUCAAAUAUUACAAUGUUCACUCAAGUCCCAUCACCUUAAGAUCUAAAGCCAAGAAAACAUUCCAAGAGAAUGGAUCAAUAAAUGAAAGUGCUCAUUGCUUUACACGAAGGAGAGUCUCUGUGUUUGAAGUGGCCAAGAAAUUAAUUGAGGACCAGCAACCACUGAAAAGCGAACCAUCUAUCGAAGAACCGGCUGCUCUUGGGGACUCUUCAGCAUCUGCACAGAAGCUGAGUCUUCGCGCUUCGAUACUCCAGGCUCUUUCAAAUCACAGGUUGCAUUUCCAACCGGGGAUGGCUUAGUUAUUUUCGCUAUUUCUCAAAUCAUUUUUGGGAAACGGCAACGAAAUAAUUUUUAUUCAUUUGCCUACUGAUUUGUUUCAAG
Molecule: messenger RNA, 4570 nt
Organism: Opisthorchis viverrini
Lineage: Eukaryota; Metazoa; Platyhelminthes; Trematoda; Opisthorchiida; Opisthorchiidae
Exons: 9
Coding region: 1-4488 (1495 amino acids)
Source: RefSeq, a predicted model, not a curated record